This is a messenger RNA of Plasmopara halstedii, 1074 nucleotides long. RefSeq lists its product as uncharacterized. The coding region runs from base 1 to 1074 and encodes 357 amino acids. Lineage: Eukaryota; Oomycota; Peronosporomycetes; Peronosporales; Peronosporaceae. The record is from RefSeq and is a predicted model, not a curated record. The transcript has 4 exons. Gene Ontology annotation, molecular function: ribonuclease P activity; RNA binding. Gene Ontology annotation, biological process: tRNA 5'-leader removal.
AUGGAAACUGCCGGAGAGUGCGUUGUUGUCCUCGAUGGCGCUAAUGUAGCAUGCCAAAAGGAUGGAAAAGUUCAAAUUUCUAAACUAGCAGCCGCCAUUGAGUAUUUUCGGUCCCUCAAGAUUAGCGCAGAUUGUUACUCCGUCAAGUGCUUGGCCUUUGCUCCCAACUUUUGGCUCAAUGUGAAGCCCACAUCUAAUCGAAGCACACCCAGCGAAUCCGAGGCAAUAGAGGAUAAUGAUCGGGCGCUGCUCUGCAAUUUGGUGCAAAAAGAUUAUGUGAUUCUUACGCCGUCGCAGGCUCAUGACGACUUUUACGUCAUUGACUACGCUGUGAAACACAACGGGUUUAUUGUUACGAAUGACUUGUUCCGAGAUCACGUCGCAAACAAGAGAACUUUUCGCGGUAGAAGGCUGACAAGCAAGUGGGUUCGCUUGCACUGCAUCGACUUCACGUUCGUCGGACGAGAAUUUAUGCCAAAUCCGCGUGCAAUAGAGCGUGUGCUCGACUUCAAUUCAAAAACAAUGGAGUUGCUGCCUCUUGCUACUUCGAGUGCUCAUUUAUCGCAAUCAGGUGUUCAGACAAGUUUGCUGAACAAUGAAGACAAUUCAAACGUUGCUGACGACAAAGAUGGUGAGGACGAGAUGCUAAUUGACCAUGCGGCUGCGAAGUCUAGCAAAAACAUCGAUUUGUCAGAGGUGACUUACUACAGAGUUCCACGCGAAUUGCUGCCAAUUCUACACGGCGAAGGCGGAGAAACGAUGGACAAAUUUCAAAGGUACACAGGAACGUACAUCGUACUACCCUCGUACGCGGUUUCAUCGUAUUCUUCAAUAACGGCGCAGUCGAAUGUAUUGACACUUUCAAUAUAUGGUGCGGAGGCAAGUAGGCAACAAGCAGUGGCCCACCUGGAUGCGUUUCUUGUCCAGAUGCAGUUUCAAUCACAAAACGGUUUGCUGCAACAACAACAUUACUUGACAUCACUUAAUCAGACACAGAUUCAUCCUCGGCAGCAGCAAUUUGCCGCAAGCAAUGAAACUCAAGAUGACAAUAUGAUGGACGUUGAUCUCUGUUAG